AUGGUGUUUAGUAAAGAAUAUAUUGUUUUAUGGUAUGAUUUUACUGAAUAUAUUAUUUUGGCUGCAGCUGUUAUUAUUGUUGUUAAAAAACUUGAUCCAUCAAUUGGAAAUGUUUUUCGUGAUUGGCAUCAAGAAGAAGUUGAUCGAUAUAAUUCAGUUGUUAAUAAUUCAAAAGCAAUGGCUGGACAAAAUUUAACUCAAGCACGAAAAUAUAUUAUUUAUAUUGGAUUAGAAACAGUAUAUAGAGAAAGACUUAAACAAAUCUAUGAACCUGUUAAACAUCGAUUAGAUUAUCAACUUGCUUUACAAAAUGCACGAAAAGAUUUUGAAAGAACGAAUAUGAUUAAUUGGAUUAGAAAUAAAGUUAAACAAUCAAUUAGAGAUAAACAAGAAAAACGAUACCUUACAAUCAUGUUUACAACAACUUAA
This is a messenger RNA of Rotaria sordida, 429 nucleotides long. NCBI's taxonomy places the organism in Eukaryota, Metazoa, Rotifera, Eurotatoria, Philodinida, Philodinidae. The record is from the annotation of a GenBank genome assembly.